This is a messenger RNA of Desarmillaria tabescens, 327 nucleotides long. RefSeq lists its product as uncharacterized. The transcript is spliced from 3 exons. The record is from RefSeq and is a predicted model, not a curated record. NCBI's taxonomy places the organism in Eukaryota, Fungi, Basidiomycota, Agaricomycetes, Agaricales, Physalacriaceae. The coding region runs from base 1 to 327 and encodes 108 amino acids.
AUGGACCAAGACCAGACAAUGCUCCAAGGAGAGGAUGGCCACCAAAGCCAUGAGAUAUUCUAUCCCAGGAGGAAAAUGGUCAACUCAGAUGCCAACGACAAAUACGAAUUUAAUGAUGAGGAGUACUCGGAGGAGUUUUUGAGGAGGCUAGAUAAGGCUGAAAGCAAUGUCAUAGCCAAGCUCAAGCAAUUGAAAGCAGAAGCAGACACCUGCAAGAAAUGUCUUGUAGACCUGCAGGAGGCUGCGAAUCAUCCGCUUAGCUGUACGAACCAUUCUUUUUCAUUGCAACAUGAGAUACUCAUAUUUUCCUAUAGAACCAUUCUUUAA